Aureococcus anophagefferens is the source of this 1404-nucleotide messenger RNA. RefSeq lists its product as hypothetical. The annotation marks the transcript as partial. Gene Ontology annotation, biological process: protein phosphorylation. The record is from RefSeq and is a predicted model, not a curated record. Gene Ontology annotation, molecular function: protein kinase activity; ATP binding. The transcript is spliced from 2 exons. Lineage: Eukaryota; Pelagophyceae; Pelagomonadales; Pelagomonadaceae.
GACCGCGCGGUGGGCCGCGAGGCGUCGCUCCGGGAGCGGCGCGCCGGGGAGCUGCGGGAGAUCCUGGGCUCGCUGGGCCCCGCGGUCAUCAAGGCGGGCCAGGCCCUCGCGAGCCGGCCCGACCUGCUGCCCGCGGAGUACCUCCGGGAGCUCCAGAAGCUCCAGGAUCGCGUGCCCCAGUUCGACACGGGCGACGCGCUCCGGCGCGUCGAGGCGUCGCUGCGACUGGAUCGCUUCGAGGACGCCUUCGAGCUGCUCGAGGCCGAGCCCAUCGCCGCGGCGUCCAUCGGCCAGGUCUACAAGGCGCGCCUCAUCAAGGAGGACGUCGUCGUCGCUUUGAAGGUCCAGCGGCCGCGGUGCGCGGAGAUCAUCGCCUUGGACUUGUAUAUCCUGCGCUGGUGGGCCCAGCUCGGCACGUCGACGCUGAGCGCCGUCUUCGACCGCAAUUUAGAUCUCGUGUCCGUCAUCGACGACUUCGGGCGCCUCAUCUACCAGGAGAUCGACUACGCGGCGGAGCGGAAGAACGCGAAGCGCUUCGGCGAUCUGUACGGCAAGAACCUCAUCAAGGUGCCCCGGGUCUACGGCGCCUACUCGUCUUCUACCGUGCUCUGCAUGGAGUGGGUCACGGGCACGCGGCUCGUCGACGGCGAGGAGCUCGUGCGGCCGGGGCGUUUGGUGGACGCGUUGGUGCAGUGCUCGCUGCGCCAGAUGCUCGAGAGCGGCUACUUCCACGCGGACCCCCACGCGGGGAAUUUACUGGCGACGGCCGACGGCCAGCUGUGCUACCUCGACUUUGGCAUGAUGUCGUACCUCGACCGGCGCCAGCGCGUCAGUAUCAUCGAGGCGGUGGUCCACCUCGUGAACCGGGACUUCGAGGCGCUCGCGGCGCUCUACGAGCGCAUGGGCUUCAUCCCCGCGGGCACGGACGUCGAGCCCAUCGUGCGCGGCCUCCAGGAGGCGCUGCCGGACGUGCUCGACGCGCCCGUGUCCGAACUAAACGUCAAGAACGUGAUCAACAAGCUCGGCGACGUCUUCUACACCUUCCCCUUCGCGCUGCCGCCCUUCUACAUCGCCAUCAUCCGGUGCCUGGGCGUGCUGGAGGGCGUGGCGAUCCAGGUCGACCCGGGCUUCCGCAUCGUCUCGGACGCGUACCCGUACAUCGCGGCGCGGUUGCUGACGGACGAGGCGCCGGAGCUGCGGGCCGCGCUGAAGAAUUUACUGUUCCAGCGGGACCGGCCCCAGUGGACGCGCUUCGAGGCGCUGAUCGGGCGCGCGUCGUCGUCCGACGGCUACGACGCGGCCGCGGCCGCGGACGUUUUGGUGACGUUUUUAGGAAGCGACGACGCGGAGGCGGUCCGGGAUCACCUGGUGGACGACCUGGCGGACGCGCUGGACUACCUCGGC